Molecule: messenger RNA, 1029 nt
Organism: Symbiodinium necroappetens
Lineage: Eukaryota; Dinophyceae; Suessiales; Symbiodiniaceae
Source: the annotation of a GenBank genome assembly
GAUCCGGAGGCAGUCAAAGAAGCCCGGAAGCUUGAGCAGCGGGAUCCAAGAUUUCACAUAGCGCACCGCCCUUUUUCGGAGCUGCGCCAGGAACUUGCGGGCCGCAAGAUUGAUGGGAUCAUGAUGGAUCUCGGCGUGUCAAGCCCACAGCUUGACGACCGAGCCCGUGGAUUCAGUGUUACCCAGGAUGCUGACUUGGAUCUCCGGAUGAACCAGGACGUGGGAAUCCCAGCUUGGCAAUGGCUCAGGCAGACAUCCAUGGAGGAGAUCGCCUGGGUCAUCCGCGAGUAUGGUGAAGAUGGCGAUCCCAUCAUUAGCGAUCGGAUUGCCUAUGCCAUCAAAACAAGGCUCGCUAGUGGACUCGAAUUGCGGACAACAAAGCACCUCGCUGAGUUGGUUCGCAAGGUCAAGAAUAACUGGGAUGACCGCGGCCAGCAUCCGGCGAAGCUGACUUUCCAGGCUAUCCGCGUUCACCUGAACCAGGAGAUGCAGCAGCUUGAUGAGGUGCUCGAUGCAGCCAUGGAGAGUUUGGUUGAUGGCGGCAAGUGCGCCAUCAUAGUCUUCAAGAAGAAGGAGACCGAUGCUGUCGUAUCCUUCGUGCGGCAUCAUGAAGAGCCCUACCAAACGAAUGGGUAUUUGGAUGGCUUGAGUAGGUCCCGACUGCUGGAGCUUUUCCCCGGCAUGGCCAGCGACAAAAAGUGGUGCGUGGAAAUCACGCGAGAUGCUAUGAAGCCACGUGAAGUAGAUCGUCAGGAGAAUCCACGCACAAGGUCUGCAGUGGUUCUUACCCUCCGGAAGCGAGACAGGGUCUUUUUAUCACUGGAAGGCGUCUCGACUCGUCCAAACUCUGAGCGAUUCAAGAAGCCAACGCAAAGGCCAAUCUUUGCAGGGACGGACAGCUGUGUCAGCAAUGGCGUAGGGCACUCUCCCAAGGAAGAUGUGCCGCCACCGACCGGCGACUGGCUUCCACCCGAGCAAGGCGCUUCACAGAGGGUUUGCAGAGGAUGCCCCGCUCCCACCAGCAGCUAG